AUGGCAAUACGACUACAUGCGCUGUAUGGCCAGUCCAGGGCUGUUCUUCGUACUCUCCUAGUGUGUUUUGUCAUUGAACAGUCGAUCUGCCUUGCCACACACAUCAUUGCGUACUAUCCUGGCAACGGAUUGACAGUUCAAGCGGGGAACUUCUCGGGCCAACGAUUUUGCGUCUUCGACGGCCCCCGAAAAGCAACUUGGGCACUGCCAGCGAAUAACGCCGCGCUGCUGACAUACGAGGUGAUGCUCGCCGGCUUCACGCUGCAUCGUUUUGUCACGCAUCUCCUGAGCGAACGCCGGUACCAUGAAGGAUGGCUGGGAAACCACUUCCUGCGGAUACUGUAUCGCGACAACGUGCUGUAUUCUAUGCUAACGCUGUCAACAAUGACGAUCAUCGAGAUAUCAUACGCGCCCGUGUUCAAAAGCGUCGACACAGGGCUAGCGGCCGACUUCGACACGAACGCCGCGUUGUACACCUACCUUCUGUGCGUCAUGGGGCCGCACAUGAUCCUGAGCAUCCGCCAGCACGACACCAACGACAUGGCGAGCAACACAACAGACACAUUUGAAAUGCAUAGGACGUACAUCGAGUUUGCGCAGGGAUCAGGAAUGUCGUCGACGUUGAGGAGUGCAUGA
Messenger RNA from Coniophora puteana RWD-64-598 SS2, 636 nucleotides. RefSeq lists its product as uncharacterized. Bases 1 to 636 code for a protein of 211 amino acids. The transcript is spliced from 3 exons. NCBI's taxonomy places the organism in Eukaryota, Fungi, Basidiomycota, Agaricomycetes, Boletales, Coniophoraceae. The record is from RefSeq and is a predicted model, not a curated record.